AUGGGAACAGGACGCGGAAAAACCCAAUGUUACGGUUUUAUUUGCUCUUGGUCCUAUAUAAUGUCAAAGCUACCAGUUUUUGCUAAAUCGUUAGCUGAUAUGGGACACAAACGAGUUAGAAAAAACCCUCGCAUUUAUCCAAAAGCAAAAGGAAAGUUUCUCAAAGUACGACAACCUACCCCAGUUGAUCCAGUGGAAGAUGCACUUUCCAAAAAGUGGUGGGUUGAUUAUCGAUUACAAUAUGAUGCCGUCAGGAGUCUUUUUCAAUAUGAAAUCUAUCGUCAUCAAAUGGAAGCCAUCUCUGCCUCACGAAUAGAUCAUGAAACUGAACGUAAUAGACGUCAUGAGCUAACGGAAACGUGGAACAAAGAGACCUUUCUACUAGCCACAGAUAAAUUUGAAAGGCUCCUAAAAGCAUUGGUUGAUAAACAAACUGAUAGACUAACUGAUUUCCAAAAUAAACAAGCAAAGUCGUCAGACAAAUUAAAAGCUGACCUUGAUGCAGUAGCUGUAAGUUUGAUUGUUUUUGUUAAAUAUAUGUGUGUAUAUUAAGCACUUUUAUGGUAGGACACGUAUCCCGACAUUAGUUACGGUGUAAAUAAGCCAUAUCUAUUCUUGAUUAUCCACAUGUAAGUUCAAAGUACUUUUAUAAGACUGGUAGAGACCUGUGCACGCACUCACCCUUAGUUGUAAGCCGUUAAAUAUAGCCUAAAAGUUUCUGUAUCUGGGUAGCUGUAUGUGUGGUGGUGGCGUGUCAGCUGAGAUCAAUAUACAUAUAGUAAAAUCCAGAGCGGCCUAUUGUAGUCCAGGCUAUCUUAUCACCAUCGUUGUGUAAGUCUGGUUGUAAAAGGUCCGAUUCACAUUGCUUCGGUGAAAGCAUUUCUGACCUGUACUUGCAAAACUUGAUUUCUUUGAUCUGAAGAUAUUAUCAGACAUGGCGCCAAAUAGAAAUAAAUGUCUAUCGUGCUACACUUCUCUCCCAUAUUCACACAUAUGGGAGCGAUUUCUUUAGCUGAAAGGAUUUUUUUGUGGUUAUGUUUGUUAUAAUUUGUGACUUGAAUGUCCUGUUAAUGUUUGACGUGAUAAUACUGCCAAUUAAAAUACAGUGAUCUAUCGAUCGGACCAGUGACACAUAAAACCCACGCAAGCAGUCUAGAGUACUUGUCGGUCCUGCUUUUUGCCUAACCCAGCCAGUUAAGUCCAGAACACCAAUCUCAGCCUCUGCGGUAUGAAUCGUUUAUUCAAACAUACUGUGUUUACAUACCAACCAGACGGACCACAUCGUACCAUAAAAUAGGAAACAACAUUUGUACAAGAUUUAGCCAAAUGUGGCUGUGAAUAAGGGAGGUAGUGGUUGAUAGACAGGGCAUAACUGAAGAAUAGUAAAUCGUAUGACAAUAGUCCAUAGGUCAAAAUAAAGACCAUAAUAAGAGGGACAUGAGCAUGAAUAUUUAUUUAAUUAUACGAUACAAAUAUGCGCAUAGUAUUGGUCCGUAAAUGGACCCCAAAGUUACCAUUCAUUAUUUUUAUCGGGACAUAACAAUGUUUUCCUCAACUGGACUGUUUCUCCCAUUAUUUGCUAUUUUCUUUCAUUUAUUUCUGUUCACUUAUUUUUUCUAUUAUGCUCACUAUCUUUCUUCUGUCUCUUCACUACCUCAUUUUCGUAUUUGUGUGUGGCAUAUUUAUUUUCGUGUCCAUUUGUGUCGAAUCUUCAUGUUUAAAUAUGUAAAUAUUUCUCGUUGCUAUUGCCUGUCAUCUUUCAUAAGCUAGCUGAUGCAACUCAUUAAUCAAGUUUAAGUACCCAAGUAUAAACAAUACUUUUAUAUGAAGGUUAGUUAUGCCACAUAAUUACCCAGUCGGAAGUAGUUAAAGUAUGGUCUGAGCUCACCAAAGUACAUCGAAAAGCCGAGUUUUAAAAGCUCAUUCACAACUCUAAAUGCUCCAUGGAAGUAUUUAUAGUCUUUCUGAAAAUCAUCUCAAUGAUUACAUAAAUUUUCGAAUAACCUUUCAUUUUUGGAUACUAAAGAUAAAAUGACAUUUUUCAUUAGUCCUUUGAAAUUAUAAUUCACUACCACACACUUAUUUUUUUUACAGACAUUAACUGGACAGAUGAUUACGGAAACAAAUUUAGAUGAUAAAAUUGACGAAAUCAUGAAUUGUGAUGUUGUUGAUUAUAACUUCGUGAUUGACCUCAGUGGUAAUAUUGUUCGAGGAACAAAACCAAUUAACAACGAACUUCAUAAAGUCGGUGUAGAGGGAAAUAUACAGGAAGAACCUUUUUCUGCUACAUCGUGAAUCCUUGUAGAAAGUUUUUCUCACGUUCUCGGUCGUUUUUGUGCAUGAGUAUAUUCGAUAAUUAGUACUAUAUAUACUUUGUAAAUAUAAAAAAUACACCCAUUUACUUCAUAU
Molecule: messenger RNA, 2409 nt
Organism: Schistosoma rodhaini
Lineage: Eukaryota; Metazoa; Platyhelminthes; Trematoda; Strigeidida; Schistosomatidae
Source: the annotation of a GenBank genome assembly